This is a messenger RNA of Triplophysa dalaica, 1052 nucleotides long. Its product is annotated as poly(rC)-binding protein 3. Gene Ontology annotation, biological process: regulation of RNA metabolic process; regulation of gene expression. The coding region runs from base 1 to 984 and encodes 327 amino acids. Lineage: Eukaryota; Metazoa; Chordata; Actinopteri; Cypriniformes; Nemacheilidae. Gene Ontology annotation, molecular function: mRNA binding. The record is from RefSeq and is a predicted model, not a curated record. The transcript is spliced from 12 exons. Gene Ontology annotation, cellular component: cytoplasm; nucleus.
AUGGAACCCACCAAAGUUCAGUCAGAAGGAGGGCUCAAUGUCACUCUGACCAUCAGGCUCCUUAUGCAUGGAAAGGAGGUUGGCAGCAUUAUUGGCAAGAAAGGGGAAACUGUGAAAAAGAUGCGCGAAGAGAGUAGUGCACGUAUAAACAUUUCAGAGGGGAACUGUCCAGAGAGGAUCGUGACCAUCACAGGACCCACAGAUGCAAUUUUCAAGGCCUUCGCCAUGAUCGCGUACAAGUUUGAAGAAGAUAUCAUUAAUUCUAUGAGCAACAGUCAGGCCACAAGUAAACCUCCAGUGACUUUGCGCUUGGUGGUGCCGGCCAGCCAGUGUGGCUCUCUAAUUGGGAAGGGGGGUUCUAAGAUCAAGGAGAUGAGGGAGUCAACAGGUGCACAGGUACAGGUGGCUGGAGACAUGCUGCCCAAUUCCACUGAGCGGGCAGUCACUAUUUCAGGUGCUCCUGAGGCCAUUAUCCAGUGUGUAAAACAGAUCUGUGUGGUUAUGCUGGAGUCCCCACCCAAAGGCGCUACGAUUCCGUACAGGCCCAAGCCUGCCACCACACCAAUUAUUUUCUCUGGUGGGCAGACAUACACCAUUCAGGGACAAUACGCCAUCCCCCACCCGGACCAGUUGACAAAGCUCCAUCAGCUGGCAAUGCAGCAUUCCCCCUUUACCUCCCUUGGACAGACCACCCCCGCUUUCCCUGGUCUGGAUGCCAGUUCACAGGCCAGUACUCAUGAACUCACCAUUCCAAAUGAUUUAAUAGGCUGCAUAAUUGGACGCCAGGGCACCAAAAUUAAUGAAAUCCGUCAGAUGUCUGGAGCUCAGAUCAAAAUUGCUAAUGCCAUGGAGGGGUCAACAGACCGUCAGAUCACCAUCACAGGCCCUCCUGCCAACAUCAGCCUGGCACAGUACCUCAUAAAUGCCAGGUUCAGAGAUGUGGCAGCCAUGUGGACCGAUCCUUCGACCAUGACCACCUCCUGAAGUCAUUAUGCUCUUUUCAUCUGACAGUACGCUAUUGAAUGGUUUUUGGGUCCCGCAGUCUUUGUAAA